Suillus clintonianus is the source of this 840-nucleotide messenger RNA. Its product is annotated as aspartic peptidase domain-containing protein. Bases 1 to 840 code for a protein of 279 amino acids. NCBI's taxonomy places the organism in Eukaryota, Fungi, Basidiomycota, Agaricomycetes, Boletales, Suillaceae. Gene Ontology annotation, molecular function: aspartic-type endopeptidase activity. Gene Ontology annotation, biological process: proteolysis. The transcript is spliced from 6 exons. The record is from RefSeq and is a predicted model, not a curated record.
AUGCCUACUCUCUCCCCGCAAGGUUCUGACAUCAUCUUCUAUCAUCCAGCACAAUCAUUUAGCCAAACCGAUUACGAGAACCGCCGAUCCAGUCUCUACAGUUGGCAACAAUUGGACAAGUCUCGUUUGCUGUAUUUCUGGGCCCUUGCCACUUGGUGCCAAAGUAAAUGCUGUUCAAAUCACAGUCGAUUCGAAAGCGUUCUACGUUUGCAAGAAUGGAAUCAGGGUUUCUGGCGGAAGAAGUAUGUUUAUAAGGCAACGUUAAAUUUAAACGUGAAGAGCACGAAUUUGAAGCGAGCAAGCGCUGCUACAAUUCCCAUCACGGACGAGGAAAACGAUUCCAGUUGCUCAGGUGUCGCGAGCAUUGGAACUCAACCACAGAACUUCAAUCUUGUGCUCGAGACUUGCGGAUCAGAUGUACUCGACUUUUACCCCUCACAAUCAUCAACAUACAAGACUGCAUCCUCCUCCCUCCUUGACAUUGAUUAUGGCUCAGGAUCGGCGCAAGGUACUAUCGCCCAAGAUAGCGUCACCUUCGAAAUGUUUCGGGAACUUCUCGCUGUUACUAACAUCACCUCUGGCUUGAUCGACGAUGGACUCUCAGGUAUCAUGGGUCUCAGCUUCGCCUCAAUUUCUGCUCUCCAGACUAGCCCUUUCUGGCAAUCCCUGUAUAACGGCAACGAUCUGUCAGAACCCUUGUUCUCUUUCUACCUCGAACGCCACGUCAACCAACCCACUCAGAUUAAUUCUGCCCGGAUAUGGUCAUUAUACAAGGCAAGACGAUCACCAUUGACCCACCUAGCGGUCUUGCUGCCAUCGACACGGGCGCUACCUUACUAG